AUGGAGUCAAAGGAUGAUGCAGGGCAUUUCUUUCUUUUAGAUAUCUGUCCUCUUCAAGAGCAGUGUGACCAACAGUAUCUUACUGUUUUGGACCAUCUCCUAACCAGGAAUAGUAGAAUUACAUUUUCUACUACAAGAAGGAAACAUGAUGAUUAUGAGAAAUACAGAGAUCAAGAUCAAGCCUUCUCCUGUCUUGAUUCAACAGCAGAACGAUCUAGCAUUUUAAAUGAUGCAGCCACAUAUGGUAAUUUUAACAAUUUAAGAUUCUGGUAUAAUCUUGAGAUCCAUAGCACUCCUGGACCACCCAUAGAGAUUAUGGAAAUGACAUGUAUUGCUCUGGACAGCACUUACAUUGAAAUACCUCUCUCUAAUCCAAAAGAUAGAGUUCUUCACUUAGAUGUGCAGUUAACAAGUGCUGCUCUUAAUGGGGAUAAUGAAAUUACCCUGAGUCCACGAAAGUGCACCAAAUAUAUGGUAUGGUAUUCUCCAGCAACUACAGGCUAUAGCGAUGAAAGCGUUAUUUUUCAGCCUGAAAUGGCUGAAGAGUUCUGGUAUUUACUGAAAUUAACUAUUGAAUUGCCAAAACCAACCACAAUGCCAGAAAUACAGUGCGACCUUGGCAAGCAUGUCACUCAGAUCAUUCCUUUAGUUAAUCGUACGCAUGAAACCUUAAAAUUGCAAGCAACAAACAGUAAUCCUGAAAAUUUUGUCCUGGAUAUUAACAGAAAAUCACAACUGAUCAUAUCUCCUCACUCCACCACAGAAUUACGUGUUGUCUUUUAUCCUUCUGCACUUGGAAGAGCUGAUCAUCAAGCUUGCAUCAACUUCUACUGUACUCAGUUUACAGAAUGGAAAUUCUACUUAUCUGGAGUAGGACUAUUUCCCCAGCCUCUAGACACGGAAAGAAUAACAACAUGCAUUGGUCUUCAGUCAACUACUGUUAUACUUUUCAAAAAUCCCACAAUGGAAGAUGUCCUCAUUCAUGUAACACUGACAAGUGUGGAACGUCCCAGGAAUCUUGUCAUUGAUCAUUGCUGGGAUAGCUUCAUCUAUGAGAGUUCUGCCUUCAGGUUGAGUUCUCCGAGUGAAAUACAAGGAAUUGCACUGCCUCCUAAAGGAAAUAUAGCUAUCUCAUUGUUAUUUAUACCUCAAAUUAUGAAAUUACACAAAACAAUGGUUAUUAUUGAGAUGACGAAAGCAAAUGGAAAAUAUUGGCCUAUUGACAAUUUUGAUGAGUUGGAUAUAGGAUUUAAAAGUAUUAUGGGAAUCAACAGCGAGGAAAUCCAGGCAAUACACUGGAUAUACCCUAUUGUUGGACUCCCACAAGCACCACCUCCUAAAUCUCCUCCAGUUGUCAUACAAUGUCAGUCCAGGAAGCGGGCAGAAGAGAAGGUGGAAAUCAUACUGAAUGCUGGUUUUUCCGGGUAUAGUCUUACUCCAGACCUGACAGAAGUUUCAGUGAUUCCAAAAAGAAAUUCACAUAAUUUUUGUGAGGAUCCCAAUGAAAUUCCUAAAAUACAUGAAUUUGAGUAUGAAAUUCAAUUUGAAUCUGAAGCUAUGAAGUCUAAGUUGGAAUCCUGUGUAGCUUUAUAUAUGAUUGAAAAAUCUUAUGAUAUUACGGCUAAAAGGAUAACAUUUAUCUUCAAUCUGGUAUUCACACCAAAGAAACCAUUAAGGUCUCACAUAACACUGAAAAUAGAGUGCGUAACAGAAGGGAUCUGGAAGUUUCCCAUAAUGUUGAUCGCUACUGAGCCUGAUACGGAUGCUGUCAUUGACAUUGAAGGAGUCAGUUUAUUUAAGGAAUCUGUUUUUGAAUUUAGGCUGAAAAGUCAGACAAGAAAUCCUGAGCCGUUCACCGCACACUUCCUACCUGGCAGUGAUCUGGAGUUUUUUGUAAAACCUCAGGCUGGAGAACUUCUUCCUUUUAACACAAACGGAACUCUCAUCACUGUAGGAUUUAAACCUAAAAUGUCCUGUAGGAAAUAUAAAGCAACAUUAGUAAUACAGACAGAAGAAAUGUACUGGAAGUAUGAGAUCAACGGAUUAUUUCCAACUACCGUGCCACCGAAAAAUGCAAAAGCCAAAAUUGAUGCUACUCACAAGACACAUGACAACAUGCCAGUCCGUCCACGUAAUUUUGUCUGUGAAAAUACUAAACUCAUAAGAACGGGGGUGUCUUCCCCCAUCAAGGGUGCUCCUCUGGUGAAGAAGAAUCAAUAAAAUUUUUUUCCAAAAUA
Nomascus leucogenys (northern white-cheeked gibbon) is the source of this 2237-nucleotide messenger RNA. Its product is annotated as cilia- and flagella-associated protein 47-like. NCBI's taxonomy places the organism in Eukaryota, Metazoa, Chordata, Mammalia, Primates, Hylobatidae. The record is from RefSeq and is a predicted model, not a curated record. The transcript has 17 exons. The coding region runs from base 1 to 2220 and encodes 739 amino acids.